GCCCUGCCCGCCAUGGCCCGCAGCUGCGCGCUGCUCUCCUGGGCCCUCCUCGCCCUCUUCGCCCUCCUCGGGGCUGCUGGGGGAGGUCCGGCAAACUGCAUCCCCAUUGUGUCCCGCAGAGAGUGGGGGGCCCUGGCGUCCGAGUGCUCUGCGAACCUGAGACGGCCAGUGCGCUACGUGGUGGUAUCGCACACGGCGGGCAGCACCUGCGAUAACCCGGCCUCAUGCCGGCGUCAGGUCCAGAACGUGCAGCACUACCACGUGCGGACGCUGCACUGGUGCGACGUGGGCUACAACUUCCUGAUCGGAGAAGACGGGCUUGUGUAUGAAGGCCGGGGCUGGAACACCGUGGGCGCCCACUCAGGUCCCACAUGGAACCCCCUGUCUCUGGGCAUCUCCUUCAUGGGCAACUACAUGAAUCGGGUGCCCCCGGCCCGUGCCAUCAGGGCGGCCCAGAGUCUGCUGGCUUGUGGGGUGGCUCUGGGAGUCCUGAGGCCCAACUACGAGGUCAAAGGACACCGGGAUGUGCAGCCAACGCUUUCUCCAGGUGACCAGCUGUACGAAAUCAUCCAGAAAUGGCCACACUACCGCGCCUGAGCCCCGCUCCUCACACUGCUUCCCACCCCCACCCAACCCAUCAGAAGUCCUGGCGGCCUCCCCCUCGCCUCA
This is a messenger RNA of Sus scrofa (pig), 669 nucleotides long. It is a transcript of the gene PGLYRP1, whose product is annotated as peptidoglycan recognition protein 1. NCBI's taxonomy places the organism in Eukaryota, Metazoa, Chordata, Mammalia, Artiodactyla, Suidae. Gene Ontology annotation, molecular function: zinc ion binding; peptidoglycan immune receptor activity; peptidoglycan binding. The record is from RefSeq and is marked provisional. Gene Ontology annotation, biological process: detection of bacterium; innate immune response; defense response to Gram-positive bacterium.